This is a messenger RNA of Schizosaccharomyces cryophilus OY26, 803 nucleotides long. RefSeq names its product 40S ribosomal protein S5. The transcript has 2 exons. Gene Ontology annotation, biological process: ribosomal small subunit assembly; translation. Gene Ontology annotation, cellular component: ribosome; cytosolic small ribosomal subunit. NCBI's taxonomy places the organism in Eukaryota, Fungi, Ascomycota, Schizosaccharomycetes, Schizosaccharomycetales, Schizosaccharomycetaceae. Gene Ontology annotation, molecular function: mRNA binding; rRNA binding; structural constituent of ribosome. The coding region runs from base 65 to 676 and encodes 203 amino acids. The record is from RefSeq and is a predicted model, not a curated record.
CUGAACCGUCACACACAACAGGCUGGAACUUUACCACUGUUCUUUUGCUUGAAACAAUACAGCAAUGGCGGCUUCCAUCAUUCCCAAAGAUGUUUCCUUAGACGAAACAGGACACAUCAAGUUGUUCAACAAGUUCCCUUUCGAGGGUGUUGAAGUCAAGGAUAUUUCCUUGGUUGAUUAUAUUACUGUUGGUAAUGGACAACCCCUUCCUCACACUGCUGGCCGUUUCCAAAGUAAGCGCUUCCGUAAGGCUCGUUGCUUCAUCGUCGAGCGUUUGGCCAACAGCUUGAUGAUGAACGGCCGUAACAACGGUAAGAAGCUUUUGUCUACUCGCAUUGUCAAGCAUGCUUUUGAGAUCAUCGCUCUUUUGACCGACCAAAAUCCUCUUCAAAUUUUGGUUGAUGCUGUUGCCGCUUGUGGCCCUCGUGAAGACUCUACCCGUAUUGGUAGUGCUGGUACUGUUCGCCGUCAAGCCGUUGAUGUUUCUCCUCUCCGUCGUGUCAACCAAGCCAUCGCUUUGAUCACCGUUGGCGCUCGUGAGGCUGCUUUCCGUAACGUCAAGUCUAUUUCUGAGUGCUUGGCUGAAGAAAUCAUCAAUGCUGCCAAGGGUUCUUCCAACUCUUAUGCUAUCAAGAAGAAGGAUGAACUCGAGCGUGUUGCCAAGAGCAACCGUUAAAAAACACAUACGUUGUGGUAUGGAGGAUCAUUGUUUAGUCAUAAUACAGUUUUUGCUUGGUAAUUUAUGGUUGAGUGUUCGUAGCGCAAUGGAAACUAUCCACUGGUUUAAAUAAGCCUCUACCCUC